Chiloscyllium plagiosum (whitespotted bambooshark) is the source of this 3454-nucleotide messenger RNA. It is a transcript of the gene ccnyl1, whose product is annotated as cyclin Y-like 1. Gene Ontology annotation, biological process: regulation of cyclin-dependent protein serine/threonine kinase activity. Gene Ontology annotation, molecular function: protein kinase binding. The record is from RefSeq and is a predicted model, not a curated record. NCBI's taxonomy places the organism in Eukaryota, Metazoa, Chordata, Chondrichthyes, Orectolobiformes, Hemiscylliidae.
CAUGGGAGCAGAUGGAAACUAUUUUCUAACUUUCCCCAUCCGUAGGUUAAGCCCACAAUAUGAAGAUCAAAUAGGUUUCAUGGCAGUGCCUUGGGAUAAACAAAGUGCAAGGUUCAUUUGGAGAUCAGAAAACAUUAACAAGUCCAAUUCAAUGCACAUUUCACAACUGCAAGAUGUCCCCACCCAACUCAAUCAUGCCAGGCUUUCCUGUACAAGAGUGUGUGUGUGUAUGUCUGAGUCAUGAACAGCUGUCUAUGACACUUUGAAAUUUCGCCAAGAAAAAGUGGGCGGACUUAAAUGGGAGGGGGAAGCGCCUUUAAUUCAUAAUGAGGGCAGGUGAUUGACAUCGUUUCCGACCAAUGGGGGUUGCGCGCUGAUGAUUGAUGCCCGGUACACCCAAUGCGGAGGGAGCGGUUGGUGAGCGAUCGGCUUGACGGUGCCCAAUCAGGAGAGGGGUGGGGCUACCGCUGGGCGGGUCCUGUUGCCAUGCCGGAGUCCGGGGUCCAGGCGCGGCGCAAAAUGGCGGAGAAAUUCCGCGCGGCCGAAUGAAGCCAAGGCCGCGAGGGCUGAGCAGAGGAUCCGUCGGCAUCCAGGUUCUGUCGGGAGGGGCUGCCGUUCAUCAGAGGAGGAGAACGAAGAUCCCCUUCCUCACCUGAGAGGCGGCGACGGGGUAAAAGCGUAAGCGCUUCCCCCCCCUCCUCCUUUCCCUUCCCUCUCUGAAGGAAAACCCGCUCUUAGGCCGUAGGAGUCCGGGGUGGAGGAGGAGGGGGGGUGUGAGCUAAAAGUUUCACUCAUUUUCAGAGACGAUGGGAAACACCUUGUCCUGUUGCGUGUCCCCGGGGGCAAGCCCCACGCUGUCAGGCCGCGGCGGGCUCCGGGGCCAGGAGCAGCGGCAGCAGCAGGAGCGGAUCGACGCUUACCGAGUGGAGGCGGAGCUCCGGGAACCCGAGCCCAGCCCCGGAACCAACCUGCAGCACAUCAGUGACAGGGAAGCGCCGGAAGAUAUGAACUUAGAAUCCAAUCCAUCUGAUCAUCCAAGAGCCAGCACCAUCUUCCUGAGCAAGUCGCAGCCAGAUGUGAGAGAGAAGAGGAAAAGCAACCACAUAAACCAUGUAUCUCCUGGUCAACUUACUAAAAAAUACAGCUCAUGUUCAACAAUAUUUAUUGAUGACAGUACUGUAAGCCAACCUAACUUGAAAAGCACAAUUAAAUGCGUUACGCUUGCAAUAUAUUAUCACACAAAGAACAGAGAUUCAGACAGAUCAAUAGAUAUUUUUGAUGAGAAAAUGCACCCGCUGACUAGAGAAGAGGUGCCAGUAGAUUAUUAUAAACGUGACCCAGAGCAUAAACACAUAUAUCGGUUUGUACGGACUCUCUUUGGUGCUGCCCAAUUGACUGCAGAAUGUGCAAUAGUAACAUUGGUAUACCUAGAAAGGUUACUGACGUACGCUGAGAUAGAUAUCUGUCCUAGUAACUGGAAACGGAUCGUGCUGGGUGCCAUCCUACUUGCUUCUAAGGUCUGGGAUGAUCAGGCUGUUUGGAACGUGGACUAUUGCCAGAUCCUGAAAGACAUGACGGUCGAGGAUAUGAAUGAGAUGGAGAGACAGUUCCUGGAGCUGCUACAGUUUAACAUUAAUGUUCCUGCUAGUGUUUACGCCAAAUAUUACUUUGAUCUGCGCUCUCUGGCAGAUGACAACAAUAUGAAUUUUCCUUUGGAGCCACUCAGCAAAGAGCGAGCACAGAAACUAGAGGCAAUCUCCAGGUUGUGCGAGGACAAAUACAAAGACAUGAGCAAAGCUGCUAUAAGGCGGUCACUCAGCGCUGGCAAUUUGAUAGGAAUUAGUCGUUCUAAUGCCAUCCUGUCCUAGGAAGGAGACUUUAUCCCAUCGGCAUGUAUUGCACCAGCAGAGACAGAGUCUUCCAGCUGGGUGACUGAAUCUUUCUACAGCUGAAUCCCAAGUCUCAGCUCCUGGCACUGAAGAGCACACUUAAGAAAUUAACAUUAAAUGUUGCCCACCUGGCUACAAGGCCCUUUUUAGGAGAAGGAAGGAAAAAAAAAUGAUUUGACACUACACUGACACAGCAGUGUGGAGAUUUUUAAUGCUUACUGUGUAGGCCUGUAACUGAGACGUUCCUCAAGCUUUUAUUUUAAUUUGUCCUAAUUCAAAGAAACAAUAUCCAAACCAAAUUGAAAUCAUGUUGUGUGGACCCUAUAGGUAGGCUGGGACAACAGAAGCCAAGUGUGAGAGUAAAUAGUGUCAGAACAGGGGCGAAUAACUGACCAUGUGCACUGUGCAAGUUAAACAAACAUCAAGGCUCUCCAGGUGUAAAGCUGUCUCUCAGGCAUAGGAAGGACUUAACCAGCAUGUAUUCGCACAUAUUCCUGUGAUGCAGAUUUUAAAGCUGGAAUAGAUUUCUCUUUUGCCACCAAUCAUUUCCUCAUAAUUCCUCUCCCUUCCCUCCCCCACCUCAAAACCAGCUGGUCCUCGACGUAUUUGUUUUGGACAUUAUCUAUAUAAUUGCCUUGCUGGCUGGUAUAGAUGAGAACUUGCAUUUUUUUUUAGCACCUUUUUAAAGAAGUAAAAACUCUCAAGGCAUUUCACCAGCUUACCAACAUUGAACCACUGGUGAUAUUGGAACUGGUGAUCAAAAGGUUUGUUCAAAGACUUGGUUUUCACGGAUAAUUUUAAAGGAGGGUAGAUAGGUGAAGAGAUUCAGGGCUGGGAUUCCGGAGCUCAGGGGAUAAGCAGCUUGACUCAUGAUGUAUGACUAUGUGUGCAUCUAUGCUGCUGAAAGCUCAGUCCCACCACCAUUAAUGUGUCCAAAAGCAAAAAUUCCCAAGAAGGCUGGGAAUCUGAAACAAAAGCAAAAAUAAUAGUAACACGCAGCAGCAAGGCAGCAUCUGUUAUGAAAAAAAAAAGUUAAAAUUCAGAUCGAGGGCCUUAAAUUGAUGUGUCCAUCAGUCCAAAACUUAGCGUCUUGAAGAUGACAGUAUUACCUCAGAUAAAGGGCUCUUACUGUGUAAUCAGCCUGUAAUAAAAAUGUACCACCACUCUGCAGUGUGAAAACAAUUUCCACAGAAGCUACUGGGUUUUAAACUGCUGUUUUUUUUAUUUUGGGGAUUAUUUUCCUUUGCUGAAUGUUGGCUGUGGAAGGGAGCCGAAAAAGCUGAGAGUCUGCAAAGGGAAGGCAAGCCUGAUGGGGGUGUCUUGAGUGUCAGGGUCUGCCAGCCCCAUAUCUGGUUCACUCAGUUCCUGUAAGUAAUCAUGCACAGCAGUCCAAUGUCUUCACUACACAUAGGGGCCCAUACUGCCAGUCAUCAGUUGUUCUCUGAUUUGUGACAUUGUCUCAUUCUCUUGACAUAUACGUGACCCUAAAUACAAAAUGUGAAUGCUUGUAAGCAAAUGACAUUAAAUUUGUACAUAAACAGGCCAUUUGGCCUAACAGGUCAGUA